Molecule: messenger RNA, 564 nt
Organism: Aspergillus nomiae NRRL 13137
Lineage: Eukaryota; Fungi; Ascomycota; Eurotiomycetes; Eurotiales; Aspergillaceae
Exons: 1
Coding region: 1-564 (187 amino acids)
Biological process (GO): transmembrane transport
Molecular function (GO): transmembrane transporter activity
Source: RefSeq, a predicted model, not a curated record
AUGAAGUUCUGGGACCGGAUAAAGGCUGUGGACUGGAUAGGAAACACUCUCCUGAUCGGGAUGUAUGUUUCUAUGCUCAUGGCAAUCUCAUUUGGCGGCACAACAUUUGCGUGGAGCAGCGCCCAAGAGAUCUCUCUGUUCGUGGUUGGGGGUGUCCUGUUUAGCGCCCCCAGUAUCCAUCCAAUCUGGUCCGACCAACAGAAUCGAAUGUUUCCAGUUCAUUUCCUGAAGAACAGAGGCCUGUUGAUCCCAUUCUUGGUGGCAGCGUCUGCGGGGACGUCGUCCUUUGUGACCAUCUAUUUCAUCCCGCUAUUCUUUCAGUGCGUGCAGGACACCAGUUCUCUCCUGGCAGGUGUACAGUUAUUGCCAUUAAUUGGCUCCCUGGCGGUCUUCACCAUGUUAAACGGCCACCUCAUGGCGCGACUGGGAUACAGCAUGCCAUGGUAUGUCACCGGAUUGGUCCUAGUCAUCGCCACCAACGCCAUGCUCUACCGAAUUGAUCUUUUCACGUCCAACGGAUACCAGCCACACGAUGCUGCAAGAUUUGCUGGCCCAGCAUCCUAA